Messenger RNA from Prorocentrum cordatum, 1899 nucleotides. Lineage: Eukaryota; Dinophyceae; Prorocentrales; Prorocentraceae. The record is from the annotation of a GenBank genome assembly.
GACUUUGGCUGGGUCAACGCGGGGCUCGCCGAACUCCUCUACACGUUCGUGCUGGUGUUCGUGGUCCUGAACGUUGCCGCGAGCAGGGCGGCCAGCGAGAGCAAGAACGAGUACUACGGGCUUGCCAUUGGCUUCGUGGUGGUCGCAGGCGCCUACGGCGCUGGCGCGGUCUCCGGCGGCUGCUUCAACCCCGCGGUCGCCAUCGGGAUCGAUCUGGCCAGCUGGAACCUCGGCUUCUUUUGGUCCAUGAUAUACGUCCUUUUCGAGAUCGCCGGCGCAGCCCUGGCUUGUGGCCUCUUCAUGGUCUGCCGCCCAGACGAGUUCCGCAGAGCGGGGGACCCCUUGACCCCCACCGAGCCGAAGAUCGGGACAAAAAUGGUGAGUGAGUUCAUCGGCACCUACAUUUUGGUGCUCACGGUCGGGCUCAACGUCCUCGCCGGGUCCCAAGCCGCGGCCUUCUCCAUUGCGGCCCCGCCCCCCCCGCCGCGCGCGCUCCCGUGGGUGCUGCGGCACCAUCGCAGCCAGCUGCCCGCGAUGCCCGUGUCGAGCUACCUCGCGGCGCAGGUCGCCGGGGGCAUCGCCGCAGCCGGCACCUACGUGCUCAUCUACGUUGGUCGCAGCUUCCCGCUGGGCGGGGAGGAGAACCUGAGCCCGCACAAGUGGGGCCAGAUCUUCAUCGCGGAGCUUGUCUUCACCUUCACCCUGUGCCUGGUGGUGCUCUGCGUGGCCGCCUCCGAGAUCAACUGCGUGAAGAAUUACUUCGGCCUGGCGAUCGGCUCCUGCGUGACCGUGGGCGGCUUCGCCAUCGGAGGCAUCUCCGGCGGCUCCCUGAACCCGGCCGUCUCCUUCGGCAUUGGGACCGGCGCCGGCCUCACGACGUCGUUCAGCCUCUUCCAGCAGCUCUUCCGGGCGCUGAUGUAUUCGCUCAUCGAGAUCCUGGGGGGCCUCCUCGCCGCGGCCGUUUUCGUGAGCACGCACGGAGCGAUGCCCGACGCGCUGCUGGCGGACUCGGAGAAGCGCCCGUGCCGGCGCUCGGCGGGGUGCGGCGGCGAGGAGCGCCGCUCGGGCUCGGCGCGGCAGCGCGAGAAACGCAGUCAACCAGCCGUAAUCAAUUGUGGCGGCAGCUUCGGCCUCGGCGUCGGCACGCAGGGCCCCAGGGGCGUGGCCUCGACCGCCUCCUGCAGCCGCCGCCGAGCCGCCUCCUUCUCCGCCGCGCGGCUGUCGGCCACUGCCUGGCAGUCUGCUUGUCCUGCCGCCUCCGUGCCGGAGAUCGCCUCGCGCCGCGGCGCCGCGUACAGCCUCGUCAGUGGCCCCAUCGUCAAGUCCACUUUAGCGCUGCAUAGCCACAGUCGGUUCCCGGUCAUUGCCGACGGCUGCUGCCCCCUGCACCUGCGGCUGCAGCUCGCCCAGGCGCUGGCUGCCGCGGCCGCCCCGGCGGAGCCGGGCGCUGGCGAGGCCGCAGGCAGGCCCGAGCCAGCGCUCCGUCCCUCCGGGCCGCGCCCUGCGCCCUGCAGCCCCGCGGCCGUGGCGGAGGAGGCGGAGCCCCUGGCGAGCACCGACGCCCUCAACGUCCUCAGCAACCACCUGCUGGCCUCGGUGGCCGAGUACCUCCCUCUCCCGGAGGUGCUCGCGAUGCGAACCUGCAGCCGCGAGCCCCUGCAGUGGGCCAUGCAGCGCGGCGCCGAGGAGACCGGGCAGCGCCGCCUGGUGCGCCGCCGCCGACGCGCCUGCUGCCCUGGGGACGGCGAGCCUCGCACUGCGGGAUACGAUGCGAUGAUGAAGGAGGGAAGCGCGUCGUCCAGGGACAGGCGCGCCGGCCUGGAGCUGGCGAUCAUGCCGCAGAAGUUUGGUCAAGGCGAAGGUGGGUUCCUCAUGUUACGAUGGCGGUGGAUGCCCUGA